Molecule: messenger RNA, 2284 nt
Organism: Toxotes jaculatrix (banded archerfish)
Lineage: Eukaryota; Metazoa; Chordata; Actinopteri; Toxotidae
Gene: clic5b
Product: chloride intracellular channel 5b
Exons: 6
Coding region: 56-796 (246 amino acids)
Source: RefSeq, a predicted model, not a curated record
AUAAAAAAAGUAAUAAUAAAGUAAAGAGACAAGGUGACAGCCAGAAUUCAGCAUCAUGUCCACAAACGGUCAAGACAGAGAUCCUGAUAUCGAACUGUUUGUCAAGGCAGGCAGCGACGGAGAAAGCAUCGGAAACUGUCCCUUCUCUCAGCGUCUCUUCAUGAUCCUCUGGCUCAAAGGAGUCGUGUUCAACGUCACCACCGUCGACCUCAAGAGAAAACCAGCAGAUCUGCACAACCUGGCCCCGGGGACACACCCUCCUUUCCUGACCUUCAACGGAGAGGUCAAGACCGAUAUCAACAAGAUCGAGGAGUUUCUCGAGGAAACGCUCUGUCCUCCAAAGUAUCCCAAACUGGCCGCCAAGCAGAGGGAGUCCAACACAGCUGGAAAUGACAUCUUCGCCAAGUUCUCAGCCUACAUCAAGAACACCAAACUGGAGGCCAAUGCUGCUCUAGAGAAGGGUUUAACCAAGGCCCUGAAGAAGCUGGACGACUACCUGAACAGCCCCUUGCCAGAUGAGAUCGAUGCAAACAGCAUGGAAGAGGAGAAGGGCUCCAACAGAUGCUUCCUGGAUGGGAAUGAGCUUACUCUCGCAGACUGCAACCUGCUGCCUAAACUGCACAUAGUCAAGGUCGUUGCUAAGAAAUACCGUAACUACGACAUCCCCUCAGACAUGACGGGUGUCUGGCGGUAUCUGAAGAACGCCUACGCACAUGAUGAAUUCACCAACACCUGCGCUGCUGACUCUGAGAUCGAAACCGCCUACAAAGACGUGGCGAGGAGACUGGCCAAGUAACUCGCCAACCAAGCUCAAACAAAACUAACCAGCAGCACAACACACACAAGAGAAAAACAUCACUUUUAAACAUACAUGUGACUGUCCUGUAGAGUCUUCUUCAGUGACAUUUUUUUUUAAGAACCUAAGAUUUUUGUUUAACAAACAACAAAGGGCAGAUGUUGCAGAUGUUGGAGGGUGGCUUAUUCUGCUUUGCAGCUACAGCUGUGAUGGAUGUCAGAAAUUCAGCACAUAGUGUAUGUGGCGUUGCAAUGACCGAAAUAGACACUACAAAACAGAAGUGGAGCAGAAUAUAAAUCAAGCACAAUAAGCUCAAUCCACAAGUUUCAAACCAGAUUCAAAUUUUGCUGCUGUGAAGCUUCUGACGUGACCUUUUUUUUUUUUUUCACUCAGACGUGAUUGUGUCUGUCUAUAUUAAUUUCUCAUAACACAAAGCUCUCUUUCAUACAGACUCCACCGGUCCACACGGCCAAACAUUUUACUAGCUGCUGAUGUCAGGGUUGUUCACUUUAUUUAUUCCUAAGCCUACAGAAGUCUAGUCUGACUCCAGUGUUUAUGAUCAAGUUCUGGCUCCCGGGGAGAUUCAUCUACGAUUGAUGUCCUUAAUUGUGUUCUGAAUAUGACUGUUGCAAUCUGCAGAUUCAUUCUGAUUGUCAUUCAUUACUGUAGAUGUUGCUGUAGUUGUUUUGUUUUCUCAAGCUUGUGUUUACCGUAAAAAAUUCACUCCUGCUCCUCAAAGGUUGAUUUUAAGAAAGACUGAUUUUAAAAAUGAGACGAUAUGCUCGAUGACCUUAGUUCUAAAGAACAGAUUUAGCUAAGAGGGCAUCCAUAGCUUAGGACAAAGCUUGUUUCUGAAUUGCUUGCAUGCAUGAAUCUGUUUUAAAUUGUACCAUUUAAAAAUUGAGCCUCCUUUUAAGAUAUGAAAAAUCCUCAGCUAUGUGCCUUUGUUUGGAAGUAUCAAAAGUCCACGCCAACGUCACUGAUGGACUCAUUCUGAAAAAUGUAUUGCAGCCAGAGCUGAGACAUUUGUUUUGCCUCUAGCUAUUAGUGUUCAGUCUGGGUAUUGAUUUUGUCUUAAGUUACAGAUGAUAUUAUGAAUGGGGAGAGUAUUUAUUUAGCAGCCCCAAUCAGGCCUGAUUAGCUAGAGCCAUUAGUGCUGCGAUGAAAAGCGUCUUCCAGGCCAGGUCCACAAUGGUCAGGAGCCCUGCCCUCCAGCUCUUCAUCAAAGAGACAUUUCCUCCGCUCUGAGGAGUCUAUCAACUUCCACAGCCUAAAAGUUCAAGUUCAAAAGUUUCAUUGUCCAUGCAGAGGAGGAUGGAAAUUUGUCUCGGGGCUUAUCGUCUUUGGCUUGGUGUCAGGCUGCAACUAUAGCGAGACUUCCUUGAAGAACCAUAAGGCUCUUGUGUGGUUUGGACAAACACAUGAUAUGAAAUUGGAGCAUGAUGACUGAGAGGCUUGCUCAUUGCAAAGCUCCACAAAUAAAAUAAU